Molecule: messenger RNA, 6445 nt
Organism: Setaria italica (foxtail millet)
Lineage: Eukaryota; Viridiplantae; Streptophyta; Magnoliopsida; Poales; Poaceae
Exons: 31
Coding region: 131-5941 (1936 amino acids)
Molecular function (GO): protein binding
Source: RefSeq, a predicted model, not a curated record
AAAAAGAAAAAAUAGGGGGGGACAAAUUUCAUACGAUUUCUGCGCUCUCCCCUCCGGCGUCUUCGCUACUCUCCACCAGCGAGCCCGAUACGACCAGCCCUCCCGCCGGCGCCGCCGCGAGCCGCGGGCCAUGUACAAGCUCGGCGGCCGUGGCGGUGGCCGGGGCGGCGGUGGCGGCGGUUCGAAGCGCCCGCCGGGCCCCCAUGGCCGCGGCCGGGGCGGCGCCUCCUCCAUCGGCGGGAUGGGCGCGCCUCCCCGCGGUCGUGCCGCCGCCGCCUCCGCUGCCCCCGCGCAGCCGGCGGGGCGUGAUGAGGCGUUCCGCCUGGAGUCCAGCGGGCCGCCCGCCUUAGCUGCUAUAAUACGGCUGACCCCCGACCUCAUCGACGAGAUCCGGCGGGCGGAGGAGGCCGGUGGCGGCGCCCGCAUCAAGUUCAACCCUAGCGUGUACAACUCGUCGGAUAACGUUAUAGAUGUUAGUGGUAAAGAAUUCAAAUUCUCGUGGGCACCUGAGCAAAGCGAAUUGUGUGAUAUUUAUGAAGAACGUCAGAGUGGAGAGGAUGGAAAUGGGUUGCUUCUAGAGUGUGGCUCUGCUUGGCGCAAGGUGAAUGUGCAGCGCAUUUUGGAUGAGUCAGCAAAGAACCUUGUGAAAAUGCGCUCUGAGGAGGCUGAACGUCUCUCAAAAUCUCGAAAAUCAAUCGUGCUGGACCCAGCUAAUCCAUCUGUCAAGAAUCAGGCCAAGGCAAUGACUGCUGCAGCUGUAGAAGGCAAUAUGCGGAGGAUGAACUGGAAGCAGAAGAAUGAAUUGUUUAAAAAGAAUAAAGCUGCCGUUAUCGCCCCUACCAAAUCAGUUUCCAAAGUGAAGUUAUCUAACAAUAUUCCCAAAGGAAAUUUCUCAAUUUCACCUGCACCUUCUCCUGAACAACCUGGAGCGAAUAUUCCUUCAUUUCCUGUUGGAUCAGAUGCAAAUAAUGAAGUCAUAACACCUUUUGAUUCGAAUAAAGGGGGAAACAGUAAAACUGAGAAAGCAACAUCAAGUAAGAUGUCUAAAGGAAUAAAUCGCCGAGCAAGUGCUCAUUCUGCAAGUGUUGAUGACAAUACAAAUGAAGUGCGGAGCCUCUUGAUAUCUGCACUCUCAGAAAAUCCAAAAGGAAUGAGCCUAAAGGCUUUGGAGAAAGCAGUUGCAGAUGUAUUUCCUAACGCAUCGAAGAAAAUAGAGAGCAUCAUCAAGAAUAUUGCAAAUUACCAAGCCCCUGGGAGAUAUGUGCUCAAACCAGGUCUGGAGGUAGAAAACUCUAAAAGGCAUACAUCUGAAGAGGGAAGAUCCAUCAAUGAGAACGUUGAGGAAUUUCCUCCAAGCUUAAAGAUUGAUGAUCCUGAUAUAUUUGAGAGUAUUGAUGUUGUGGACUCCCCAGCUGCUACUGCAGGAGAUGGAAAGGUCAAUAAUGGCAGUGAAGAUAAGGCAAGAACUUCUAGUGAGAGCGCAAGUGAUAGUGAUAGUGACAGUGACAGCAGUGACAGUGGAAGUGAUAGUGGGAGCCAAAGCAGAAGUGCUGCAGAAAGUGGCAGCGGGAGCAGCAGCGACAGCGAUAGUGAUGCUUCAUCGAGCAGCAAGGAAGGCUCUGACGCAUUUGUGGAUAUUACAAGUGAUGAUGACAAAGCAAAUACAGCACAAACAAAAGUUGGAGAUGAUCUGAAUUUGUCUUCACCGCCAAGAGAUUUGACAAGACUUGAUGUUGAUGAUGAACAGAUCGACAUAGGAACAAAUAUGGAUUAUACGACUACAUCACCGCAUAUUGAUUUGAACAAUUUUAAUACCCAUGAUGAUGAUGCAGAAGCCGGGGGCUUGGCCGCAGGCAACCUGAAGAAGCCAUCUGAAAUUACAGGGAGCAAGAAUAUUCCAAGCACCAGAAUGGAGCCUACCCGUGUUGAUAGCAAGUAUAAUGAAAUGUCUUAUGAAGACGACCUUUUUGAUGAUUCUUUGCGAACAAUCAGUGAGAACUUACCCAAUGAAGAAGCUGACCAAUUCACCAAGCAGCAUGCUAACAGGAGAAAAUCAACAUCAAAGGAUGGAUCAAACCACGGCUCGAUGAGUACUAUCGACAAAAGUGCCAAACCCAAAUUGAAAAGGUCUUCUGGUAAUGAGAACUCCACAGCAAAGCCUGAAAGUGCCAAAAAGGUCAAGGUUGACGCAGCAUCUCCAGGCGUUACAGGUUCUUUCUCAGAGCACAAAAAAAGCUUACUGCCUGAAAAACAUAUGAAUGAUAGGUUGAACAAGGAGACAGGGAGCGUUAGCCGCAUUGCUUCACGAGAUAGCAGUCCUGCCAUGAAAGGAAGACCUUUGGCUUCUGGAAAUAUACAGAAGAUAGAUCAGAGCCCAAAUUUACCUAUUCCAACAAUGCACUCUGAGAGACCAAAAGAAAAUAUUGAGAAAUCAAGUUUGAAGAAAAAAACAGAUAAGAUGCAGAAACCAUGGCAUGGUACUGAUGGUGACUUUGGUACACAUGGUGAUGGCCACCAUGCCAGUUUUGAUGGCUCGGAUGAUUCUUCGACAAGAAAAAGGAGUAGACAUGGGGAUUCUCUUAGUGAUGGUAAAAUGCUCAAGCGUUCAAAGGAUGCUAAUGUUAAUAUAAAUUCCAUGAAUUUAUCCAAAACUUCCGGUGGAAACGCUGGGCCUGAUGAGAUCACUACUUUUCCUGAACCCAAUGAAAGUAAUGGUGAGCUACCAAGUUCACAAAGAGAUAAUUUUGAGAGAUCACCUCAUGGUAAGAAAAAGCUCCAGAGAGAGCUUUCAGAUCUCGAAUUGGGUGAACUUCGUGAGUCUUCUCUGGACAAUGACAAUGGGAGGACAAGGAAGCAAUUUGAGAGAAAUAGUUCUUCCAAGUCACUUGAUGGUAAAUUAACUGACAUAAAUAACUCCUACCCCAGUAUGAAUAGCAGGAAGGUUCAUUUAACUGGGUUUCAUGAUAAGGGGAAACCAUCACCUCAAGAAUAUGGUAUUGGAGGUCAUAUAAACCAGGAAGCCUUUCCCAGAAAGGCAACAGGAUAUGAUUUUGAUGAUAAUAGGCCUCAGCAAAGAGGUAAUGUUCCAGAGAAUCAGCAUUUUCCAAGGACUGACAAUUCAGAUUCUGAGAACAUAUCAUAUAGGCCAGGUGAUAAAACAAGCAAAAAGGAGUCAAGGAUGGCACAAGGUGGAAUGCUAGAGUAUCCAGAUAUGAAGAAGAAAACAACCUCAAGGCUUCCACAGAAUGGUAGUAAUAAUGCCAUAGUGCCUCGAACACAGAAAUCACUUUCCCCAUCAGAUAAUGAGGAAAGAAGUAGGAACAACUCUCUGAUUGAGUCCGAGACUGGUAGGAAGAGAGACAGUUCUUCUGAUGACGAUAACUUAUUUUUCUCCAAGUAUGAUAAAGAUGAGCCAGAACUGAAAGCUCCAAUAAAAGAUUUCUCACAAUACAAAGAUUAUGUGCAGGAGUACAAUGAGAAGUAUGAAGCCUAUUCUUACUUGAACAGUCAGAUUGAGAAAACUAAGUCUGAAUUCUUAAAGGUACAAGAGGAUCUCAAUGUUGCUAAAGAAAGAGACAAGGAACAAUAUUAUAACACUGUAGAAAGGCUCAGAGACAUGUACCGUGAAUCAGGAGCAAGGCAUAAAUUGAUGAAGAAGGUCUUUGUAUUGCUUCAUGAGGAGCUGCGGCCGGAGAUGGACGCGGCGGAGAAGCUGCGGUGGCCCUUCUCGGACGGCAGCGUCACCGAUCUCCUCGACGCCCGCAGCCUCCACGGCUCCCCCGACAUUAGGAAACGAGUACAAUUCCAUUCUUCUCUAGUGCAAAAGCUAGCUUUGGAAAAGGAGAUGGAGGGUCACAUAGGUUGUGUGAAUGCUAUCGCAUGGAAUUCGAAUGGUUCGCUUCUCAUAUCAGGAUCAGAUGACACUAGAAUUAACAUCUGGAGUUAUAAUAAUCGAGAGCUUUUGCAUGAUAUUGACACCGGACAUUCUGCAAAUAUCUUUUGCACAAAAUUCGUUCCAGAAACAUGUGAUGAAGUAGUAGUCUCUGGAGCAGGAGAUGCAGAGGUUCGUGUUUUCAAUAUGUCUCGUUUAAGUGGCAGAAGGCCUAGAGAAAUUUCUAUGGAACCAGCAGCAGUUUACCAGUGUCACUCAAGAAGGGUCAAGAAACUAGCUGUUGAAAUUGGCAAUCCUAAUGUAGUGUGGAGUGCAAGCGAGGAUGGUACUCUGAGACAGCAUGAUUUUCGGGAGUGUAGUUCCUGUCCUCGUGCAGGAUCUGCUAAUCAGGAAUGCCGCAAUGUGCUUCUUGAUCUACGUUGCGGAGCAAGGAAGUCUUUAGUUGAUCUACCCAAACAUCCAUUGGCACUGAAGUCUUGUGAUAUUAGCUCUGUUCGUCCCCAUGAAAUCCUUAUUGGUGGGAGCGAUGCAUUUGCCAGGCUGUAUGAUAGGAGAAUGCUACCGCCACUGAGCUCAUGUCAAACCAAAAGGAAGCCACCGCCAUGCAUUAAAAUGUUCUGUCCGUUGCAUCUUGCUGACAAUAAGAAGACACAUUUGCACCUUACACAUGUUGCAUUCAGCCCAAAUGGGAAGGAGGUUCUUCUAAGUUACAGUGGUGAACAUGUUUAUCUGUUUGAUGCUGACCCAGAUAGUACGAGUUCAGUGAGAUACACAGCAGAUUAUGUACGAGAGCAAUUAUUUUUACCCCCUUUUCACAAAGUAGCAGCAAAAAAACUUGCAAAACAAAGGAAGGAUUCAGUGAACGCAACUUCAAGGAAAUUACUUAGGGUAGAUAUGUGCAGGAAAUUUAUGCAAGUUGCGACUAGAUCUCUGGUGACGGGCAAGAACUUAAUGUGUGGGAUUGACGCAUGCGGCGAAGUACUUGAAUCAGUGGGACCUGAUAUUGAUGAUGACAUGAGGCAUGAUUGCUUGUGCACUCGAGCAGGAUUAUACCUUAAGAGGAAGUGGAAAAAUGACGUUUACAUGGCAAUUCGGGACUGCAACAGCGCGCGGAAUAUUUAUCCCACAUCCUAUCAAGCACACUUAUAUAUGUCAGAGGCACUAUUACAGUUAGGAAGACUGAAGGAGGCCUCUGAGUAUGCAGAAGCGGUAAAUAGUCUUCUUCCGCCUCAUUCUGAAUUGAGGAAGCAGGUGGAUGAUAUAAAGCAGCGUGUUGCUUCAGCUGAACUUGAGAAGAACAGAACGGAUCAGAAUGGGAAUGCUAAAGCUGAUACACAUGGGAAAUUACGCUCAUUGAGUGAUAUAUUGUUUAGAUCCGAUGUUAGUGGUUCUUCAUCACAGGAGGGACGAGAAGAUUCAGAUUAUGACGAUGAAAUGGAAUUAGACUAUGAGACAUCAGUAUCCGGUGAUGAAAGCCGAGAGAAUGAUCAAGGUGUCUUUCGUGGUAGUUUAAGUUUCAGAUUUCAUCAAAGAGAGGAUCAAACUAAUGAGCAGGCUGGUGAGAAUGGAUCGACCGAAUCCACUCACAAUGAUGAUUCUGCCCUCCAGUCGGACGUUGCCAUUGAUAUGAAACAAAGAUAUGUUGCACACUGCAAUGUGGGGACAGAUAUAAAACAAGCUAGCUUUCUUGGUGAGCAAGGGGAGUUCAUUGCCAGCGGAAGUGAUGAUGGUAGAUGGUUCAUAUGGGAGAAGAGAACAGGAAGGCUUAUUAAAAUGCUUGCAGGGGAUGGAGCUGUUGUGAACUGCAUACAGUCUCAUCCCUUUGACUGCGCGGUUGCAACAAGUGGAAUCGAUAAUACGAUAAAGCUAUGGACACCCGAUGCAAAUGCUACAUCUAUGGUCGCAGGACCAGAACUUGAUGUGUUGAGUGCCAUAGAGAAUAAUCAGCGGAAGUUAUGUCGGAACCGUCAAAUUUUGCUGCCUUUCGAAUUUUUGGAACGAUUUCGGAUGCAUGAGUUUGCUGAGGGUUUCGAGUGUGCCCAGAGUUGAUUUACUAUUGCUAGAGUUGCUGAGGAAAAGGUUUAAUAGUUUGAAGAAUGAUUACGUCCAAGGUACAAGCAGCUCAUGUUACGACAUGACCGGAAAAGUAUAGACGUGGAUUGAUCAUGUUGAUGCACCUGGUUAGAUAAGCAGGUGUGCCAUCAGUGCUGGAAUUAUUACUUGAGAUGUCAAUAAACAAUGCAAUUAUGUUGUGGUUUGGGAGGGUAUAAUGUUUCGUACAUGCAGUGUGGUUGGAUUACUGGAUUCAUUAUCCCCUUGUACAGAUUGUAGAUAGAUGUGGUUCUGCAAUAGUGAAAAUCAGUGAUGUACCAUCUACGUGUGCAUAGAGCCAUAUUGUUUUCUCCGCAUGCCGCCUCUAUGUGAUGCUAGUUUGGUUGACGAUUGGGAUGUGUCUCGUUCGCUUGAGAGUUGAGACUAGCUGGGAGUGGCGAAGAGGAUAAUGUUGUAUAGUGCUGCAACUCUCGCUUUGGUAUAUAUGUUUGAUUAUUUUUC